CGCUGCAGGUAAAGAAGGGAAAGAAGAGGCCGAGAAGUCAGGGGCCAGGCUGUGAAGGAGAAUAAAGGAGGUCAAAGAGAGGUCAUAUCUUCGUACCUCACUUCCUGACACAAACAAGUUUUUACUGUUGUCAGCAACAAAGCCCUAAUAUAGCUGCGGAAGAGAAAAACUGCAUUGCAUUUAGCCUCCUGCAAGCAUCAUCAACAGUUACUGGAGGAAUGUAAUUCCAGAAAGCUUUAAAGCUGGUGGUGAUGGUAAUUAUGUAUCAAAUGCCUGAUUCUAUUUCUGUUAUUAUUGUUUUGUCAUUUCUGUUCUACUCAAGAGCUGGCUGAACUCGCAGGGAGAAAUCCGGUUUUUCUUUUAGACUUUGUAAAAAUUAAUCAGCCCCGGUAGAAAACUCAUUGCUCUCGGGGAGAAUAAAGUAGGAGCCACGAAAUGUCAUUUUAGCAGAGCGUGGGUUUUGCGACUGUAGGAAAGGAUUUAAGGACGCGCCUUCUGUUCGGUUUCCUAUGUAACGAGCAAAGGCUACACGCACGCACAGACGCCACAGCUCCCGGAUGCUGUGGCUCCCUUAUCUGGGCUUCUGCAGCUCCAGAAGCCCCUUCGGGAUGCUGCGAGGGGCUCCCGGUGGGUGGUGGUAGGAACGCUGCGGCCGCCGCCGCCACUCCUGCCGCUGCUGCUGUUGUUGCUGCUGCAGUCACGUGGGAGCCCCUUUAAGUUUCCAUAGAGAGGCCUCUCCGGUGUCACAUGAUGGACAUGAUAUAAUGAAACAACAUUGUAGAGAGGAAAGCAUUAGGGGAGCCCACGGCUACAAAAACAAGUGAGUGAGAAGAGGUGGGAGGAAGAGAAACUACGCCACCUCCCCUGCAGUCGAGCCGCACGCAGCAGCCGGCGAGAAGUGGGCGACGCCGGGGGGCAGGGAGACGGGGUCCUCGGCCCCGGCCCGGGGACCCUGCCGCCUACCGCGGACAGCACAACUUUUAGCCGGCAGCCUCGGCCACCAGCGCACCUGUCUCCGGAGCCUCCAUCGCUCCUCGUGACGAUCUAAGGGAAAUUCUAGAAGAAUACGCUCUACAAAUAUACAUGCGCAUCAUUUUCCUCCUUGCGUCUCGCUCUAGAAGGAAAGAGAAAGGGAUCCGAGCGGCAGCGUGCGUUCCGCCCCAAGGGAGAAAAAUCAAGACGUUACAUCUCACUCCUCCCGUUUUAAAUACGGAUUCAGCUCGAAGCUAGGCUGAAGGGUGAGUGGGGAUGUUUAAGGGUGAGGGUGAGCUUCGUCAUGUGGAAAACUAGGCAUCUGACAGCUUGUGGCCACCACCCCCGGCCCCGGGCGGAAUGCGGGCUGGGUGGUCCGACAGGGGUGGCGUCCCACGGGGUGGGAGCCGGCGCCGGGUCCCGGAGUGCGCGAGGGUCCGCAGCCCUCGUCGCCGGGGACUGCCUGGCCUGGAGGCGGCGGCCACGUGAGGGUGGUCAGGGUGGUCUAUGGAAGCGCUGGAGCCCAGAGAUGGGUGUGAAGUGCGUAGCACAGUCGUGCCGGGGGCGGACACGAAACACCCGUGGGCGGAGGGGGGCGCGCGGAGGAGCGGAGACUCGCGCGGGCCCGACCUCGCAGCCGUGGCGACGGUUUUAUUCCGAGCGGCGGCCGGAGCCGGGCGCCUUCCCCGCUGGGCCGGCGUCCCGGGCGCGGGUGGGUGCGCACUUCACAGCCCUCUCCCGGGAGACCGUUUCCGGGCGGGGUCCGUGGCCCCGAGCGAGGGCUGUAAACAGGGUGGCGCCCUCUGCCCUCCCGCCCCCGGCCUGCCGGGGCGCGCGGCCGGCGGCGCCCGGAGCGGCGGAGGCGCGGCCGCGGCGCUGGGCAGUGGCGGCGGGGGCGCGCCCGCUCCCCGCCGCCCCCGCGCGCCCCCGCCGCCCGGCCGGCCGGCCUCUUCUGUUUUUGUUUUGAUGGAGCCCGCGUGCAGCUGGCGCGUGUCGAGUCACGUGCCGUGGGCGGGAGGGGGCUGGGGCGCGGGAGGCGAGGGCGCGGUGACGCACGCGUCUGGAGGGCCUGGCGCCCGCGGGGGCUGCGGGGCGAGGGGGCGUGUGCCCCGGGCAGAUCCCGGUCGUGCGGGGUGCCCGGGCCGCAUCUGGUGGGGCUCGUGGGAGUUGAUGCUGGUGAGCGCUGUUCGGACGUGGGUGUGAAUCCCACAGCGCUUCGAGCUCGUCGUCACAGCAUCUAGGCGAGCCUCCUCCAAGCGGGCGGGGGGCCGGCCUGCGCUGAUUCGGUCAGAGAUCGAGCUCGACCUUACCGGAGUUUUCUGUGGGCACGUAAAGAUCUGUAUGUGGUUCUUAAUCCUGCCUGAAAAUUACAAACAACUUGAGAGCCGUUUCUGAACUGCGUUGCCUGGCCCUGCCCCAAGGCCAGUUGAACCCAAAUCCAAAUAGGGCCUGGACGUUGAGUAUUUAGGGAAAAAAAAAAAUCUCCCUCGGUAUUUUUGACGCACAGUGAGGGGUGAGAACUUACUGAUAUAGUGAGCUUGUUGGAAAUGAAACCAUCCCUUGUUAGGGAUGAAAUAUUAGAAAUAACAGACGUGGUUAGCACGAGUUGAUCUGUCACUAGAAGGGUCACUGUGUGUCGGCAUGGUGACUGCGCAGAUUGGGAUACUUGAUGAAAUAUUGGCAUUCCCCAUCUUACAGUUGGAAAAUGGAAAUUCAGGAGGAACAGUAAAAGUUGGCCAGUGAUGACCCGUGACCAGUACCCAGGGAGGCUGCCUCUGGACCUCAGGCUUCGGACCGUGGCUUAUGCUGCUGGAAUUAGGCCUUCACCUAAGGGCCCCAUCCUUGUGUGUGACUAGGAA
This is a messenger RNA of Mustela erminea (ermine), 2831 nucleotides long. RefSeq names its product translation initiation factor IF-2-like. NCBI's taxonomy places the organism in Eukaryota, Metazoa, Chordata, Mammalia, Carnivora, Mustelidae. Bases 1480 to 2175 code for a protein of 231 amino acids. The transcript has 3 exons. The record is from RefSeq and is a predicted model, not a curated record.